Aspergillus udagawae is the source of this 849-nucleotide messenger RNA. It is a transcript of the gene gliN, whose product is annotated as N-methyltransferase gliN. The record is from RefSeq and is a predicted model, not a curated record. Lineage: Eukaryota; Fungi; Ascomycota; Eurotiomycetes; Eurotiales; Aspergillaceae. The transcript is spliced from 3 exons. Bases 1 to 849 code for a protein of 282 amino acids.
AUGACUGUCCUCCCCGACUCUGAGAACGGCUACCUCCUCAACUAUGAGGAUCAGGAGAAGCGACGAAUGAACAUGCAACAUGACCUGAUCAAGACCUACAUGGGCAAGCUCAUCUUGGCUCCUCUGCCUUUUGACACACCCAAUCUCCGAGUCUUGGACAGCGGGACCUUCAACGGCCUCUGGCUAGAAGAUGCCUCUACUCUCCUCAAAUCCCCCACCUUAAUCGGCGCCGACGUCUCCCCAACUGCCUUCCCAGCCAACCCCCCACCCAACACAGAAUUCCACGUCCAAUCCAUCUCCGACCCCUGGCCCACCGAAUGGCGCGACUCCUUCGACCUCGUCCACCAGAAACUGGUCAUCGCAUGCCUUCCCCCAGACGAAGGCCGCCAGGCCCUCUACAGACUCAUCGAGCUCGCCAAGCCAGGCACCGGCUGGGUACAAUUCACCGAGGGCAGCCUCGAGCAUCUGACCCCCGAGCAGCGCAAGCAAUACCCCGUUCUGGCGCGCUUCCAGACCCUGGUUGCUGAAAUGCUGCCUCAUUUCCGGUGGAACCCAAGGCCCGGGAAGCUGGUGCGCCAGUGGCUGGAGGAGUAUGGGCUGGAGGAAGUGCAGGAGAAGGUCAUGGAAAUUCCGAUCGGAGCGGGCAACAAGGAUCCUAAGCUCGGAGAGAUGGCCAAGCAGAAUAUGCUGGAGGUGGUGUCUAACUUCCGGACGGCUGCGACGCGUCUUCCGGAUGGCACGGGUAUUAAAGCUGAGGACUUUGACCCGAUCCUGAGGGAUAUCAAGGUCGAGUUUGAGACGGUUGGGGGGAUCCUCCGGUUUAACACGGUUUGGGGUCGUCGGCCUUAG